AUAUAGUCGAGUUGUGUUCAAAUGGAAAUUAGAUAGAUGCCCCGGCCAUAUAAAGUAUAAGUUUAGGUGGAGCUGCGGAUGCGACCCACUUCACGACGGGACACACGUGCGGGAGACUGAGAGCUACUCUGAGAAACAGAAACAUGGAGAAAGGUUCUGCGAAUGGCUCGUCGGCGGUGAAGAAGAGUCCGAAAUCGUCGGCUAAGAGAGUGAGGGGCCCACCUCAGAGUUCUGUUGACACAUUUGCUGUGCAAUGUAACGAGUGUUUCAAAUGGAGGACAUUGACAACAGAAGAAGAGUUUGAAGAGUACAGAAGCAAGCAGAGUGAAGAUCCAUUUGUGUGCAAAAAACUGGAAGGAAUCGAAUGUGAUAGCCCUGCUGACAUUGAAUACGAUUCCUCAAGAACAUGGGUGAUGGAUAAACCCAACAUCCCAAAAACCCCAAAAGGUUUUCAAAGAAUAAUUAUUCUGAGAAGAGAUUACUCUAAAAUGGAUGUGCAGUAUGUGACACCUGAUGGAACAAGGAUAAGAGCAGCUCCUGGAAUCAUCACAUAUCUUAAAGAACACCCGGAAUACAGUGAUAUCUCAGCAACUGAUUUCUGCUUCACAUCUCCAAAGGUAAUGAGUGAUACCAUUCCUGAACAUAUUGAGAAGAAAAGUCCAGGUGGCAGCAACAAGAAACCCAAAAAAUCAAGUUGAAUCAUGUCUCUGCUUUUGCGUGUUUUGAAAAGCCUUUUAUUAUGAUGAUGAUGAUGAUGAUGAUGAUGACAUAGAACAAGGUAUCCUUUCUAUCGUAUUGUAUGUUAAUUUUAAAUUUUCUGUAGUUUUUUGGUGACUUGGUAGGAAUCAGGGAAUGGUAUCUUGUAUGCAGUCUAGUAUGUGGAUUAUGAUGAUUAUGUUGAUGGGAUUAUAUUAUUAUGGAUAUAUAAUUGAGCCUUAUGAG
This is a messenger RNA of Lactuca saligna, 942 nucleotides long. The record is from the annotation of a GenBank genome assembly. NCBI's taxonomy places the organism in Eukaryota, Viridiplantae, Streptophyta, Magnoliopsida, Asterales, Asteraceae.